This is a messenger RNA of Serinus canaria (Common canary), 10209 nucleotides long. RefSeq names its product phosphodiesterase 7B (gene PDE7B). The coding region runs from base 345 to 1619 and encodes 424 amino acids. NCBI's taxonomy places the organism in Eukaryota, Metazoa, Chordata, Aves, Passeriformes, Fringillidae. Gene Ontology annotation, molecular function: 3',5'-cyclic-AMP phosphodiesterase activity. The record is from RefSeq and is a predicted model, not a curated record. The transcript has 16 exons.
AACGGUAUCAGCCCCAGGGCAGACUGCUGCAGAUGGCAUAUUGCCCUGAAGUUCCUUGAGAUGGUUCAAAGGAGGAUCACAAAAGCAGAACAGCAGAAGAGUUACAAGGUAGAUAAGAGGGCACUUCCCUUCAACCACAGGAUUACCUGCAGAAGAAGCUUGGACAGAGCUCUGAAGAAAAAUGCAGAGGAACCACAGUCACUGAAAGAGGAAGUUUUGCCACCUAUGAGUGAUAUAGUGAUGACAAAAGUACUCAGCAUUGGCCAAAAUAAAAGUUUGUUCUCUUUCAGAGGUGCGGAGAAAUCUCAUUUGAUAGUCCUGACCAGAAUGCCAAAUGUGUGCGCAUGCUAGGUAAGGGAGAUGCACGGGUGAGAGGUCAGACAGGGGUUGUCUCCGAGCGCCGCGGCUCCUACCCAUUUAUAGACUUCCGUCUUCUUAACAAUACUACACUCUCAGGGGAAGUCGGCACCAAGAAAAAAGUGAAGAGACUGUUAAGUUUCCAGAGAUAUUUCCAUGCAUCCCGGUUACUGCGUGGAAUUAUACCACAAGCCUCUCUGUACCUACUGGAUGAGGACUACCUUGGGCAAGCAAGGCAUAUGCUAUCCAAAGUGGGAAUGUGGGAUUUUGACAUUUUCUUGUUUGAUCGCUUGACAAAUGGAAACAGUCUUGUAACACUGCUUUGUCACCUCUUCAAUGUGCAUGGACUUAUUCACCAUUUCCAGUUAGACAUGGUUACAUUACACAGGUUUUUUGUUAUGGUUCAAGAAGAUUACCAUAGCCAGAACCCGUACCACAAUGCUGUCCAUGCUGCUGAUGUCACACAAGCUAUGCACUGCUACCUGAGGGAGCCCAAGCUUGCCAGCUUCCUCACCCCAUCGGACAUCAUGCUCGGACUGCUGGCUGCUGCAGCUCAUGACGUGGAUCACCCAGGGGUCAACCAACCCUUUCUGAUUAAGACUAAACACCACCUUGCCAGCUUGUACCAGAACGUGUCGGUGCUGGAGAACCACCACUGGCGCUCCACCAUAGGCAUGCUGCGAGAGUCACGGCUGCUCGCCCACCUGCCCAAGGAGGUCACACAGGACAUUGAGCAGCAGUUGGGCUCCCUGAUCCUGGCAACAGACAUAAACAGGCAGAAUGAGUUUUUGAUCCGUCUGAAAUCUCAUCUUGACAAUCAGGAUUUGAGGCUGGAGGAUGCACAAGACAGACAUUUUAUGCUUCAGAUUGCACUCAAGUGUGCUGACAUUUGCAACCCUUGCCGUGUCUGGGAUCUGAGCAAGCAGUGGAGUGAACGGGUCUGCGAAGAGUUUUACCGGCAAGGUGAUCUGGAACAAAAAUUUGAACUGGAAAUAAGCCCCCUUUGUAAUCAGCAAAAGGAUACAGUACCAAGCAUCCAGAUUGGGUUCAUGACAUACAUCGUGGAGCCACUCUUUGAGAGGUGGGCCCAGUUUACAGGCAACACUCCCCUAUCUGAAAACAUGCUAAACCAUCUCAGGAGGAACAAGGCCAAGUGGAGAAGUUUGCUUCACAAGCAACACAGCAGUAGUAGAAGCAAUGAUCACUCAGGCCAAGUGACUGGCAGCCAGGAACAGACUUUAAAUGAAGAAGAGACUCCUUAGUGGCAGCUUUGCACUUUUCCUUCUAGCACUGCUAUCUCCGUCUUGGUCACAGCAGCAAAAAAGGUCCCGAGGAGCUGGAGCCUGUUGUCAACACUGUGCAAAGGCAAGAAAUGGCAAAGCUCUAAGGGUCCUCAUGAACACGCCCAUGGUUCUGCUGGGUUUCUUUUCUGGAUCUUCACGUUCCUCUCCUCUCUCUCUCCAUUCUGCGCAUGCCUGAUGCCAUUAGUCCCUCCUGAUCCCGAUCUGCCCCAACGCAGAGUCCCAGUCAGCAGCCAGGAAGCCAGGCCAGUUCCAGCUGCCAUGAAGCAGGGAGGAUUGCUGAGAGAACAGGGGGCACAGAGAGGCACUCUUGGUGAUCUUUUCAUUUACCACAAGUCAUAUUGUGACACGUAUAUAGGCCCAGAGCGCCACACCCUUUCUAGGCUGGCAGCUGGGCUGCACAUUAAACCACCAGCAUCUCCAGCAUCCAGAGGACAUGGACCCAGCGGGACAGUGCUUGCAGAGGGCAGAGAGUCAGGUUGUUUUAGUGGUUAAAAACCUUUUUAACUUUUGUAUUCUGUGCACUAAACAACAGAUCUCUAAACCUUGGACUGAAGUUACUCUCCGUAUACACACCUUCAGUGUGACAAGGCUUGUUUUGGUAAUCAUUUUUAUGCCACUUUGGAUAAAAGACAGGCAUCUUCUCAUUGCAAGGAACAGUAUUCCCUCGCAGCCAAAAGGGAAGGUGUAGUGCAGUCUAAACCUUUGAAACACAAACAGAUCUAUCUUUUGAGUACUGUUUCAAGUUACCUGUUUAUAUUCAUAUGUGUACAUUUUCUGUAAAUAGAAAGCGCUACUGAUUCCCAUGCCAAAAUACUGGAGUACUGUGGGAUGAUUGCUACCUGUAAAAACAUUGGCACUGUGAACAGAAUACUGUUAGUUUUAAUACAAGAGAAAGCAUUUGUAAAUAUGGUAUAGAGUUUAUUAAUAUACGCUAUUGUUUGUGGAUAAAAGCCUUAACUUCUAGCAUCCUUCAUCUUCUAAUAGCUGCCAAAAUCAUAUGAUUACAAGAUACGAUUCUGAACUGCCUUUCCACUAUCCAAGGUGUAUCAAAGGUCAUUAAGGAAUGAAGUCUGGCAGGAUAACUUCUUGAAAACUUCAAACACAUUCCAUAUGGGUCCGUGUUGUUAAUCCAUGGCACCUUGCACAUUCGAUCUAGGCAAAUGUUUCACAGCGCCUGAAGUUUAAGUUCAAAAAAACCCCCAGGCCCCACAGCAGCACCACAUGAUUUGACAGUUCAGCAUGAUUGCCAUUUAUUCAAAUGUGUGAAUUUUUACUAAAUAGCUUAGUCAUCUACAAAGCACGGCAUUAGUUCUGGAGUUCAGUUGUUUUCUUGAGAGAUGUUGCAGUGUAGCUGAUUUUUUCCCCACAUUCCCUCCUUAGAUAGUCAGCAUCAAAAUGCAUCUGUAUUUUUCUUUUAAUUAAAAUAAUACUUCAACUGACUUCUAGAUUAGUCUCAGUUAAUGAAGGAAAAAAAUGUGUUGUAGUCAGACUACUAAAAAUCCUCUUAGCUAUCAUAGUGACUGAAGAAUUUUCUAUGAUCUCAUCUUUGUGAAAGAUACUUGGCCUAAGCUAUGACAUAAACAACUUCAGUUCUGAAAGUCUUUAUUAAACUUUACUUAAGCUUCCACCAUUUCAGUGAGAUUGUAUUCUCAGACGCUACUGCAUUGCACCAAAGGGAUUGUCCCCUGCUCCUCUGCCCGCAGAAAGAAUAACUGCAUUCAGGUGAAGUGCAGCGUUGUGGUGAGCCCCCCUUACAUCACAUCUGUACAGCUGCUUUCCAAAAGAAUGAGCAGCUCUGGCCAGGUAGUCAUGUUUGGGUAGUCACGUUGAGAUGUGAAGACAUUGAAGAGGCCAACAAAGAAAGAGCUUUUCAAGUUGGUGUUUGAGAAACCUGAGAAAGAUGUUUACUCACAGAAGUGCAAGGGAAAAUAUAAUACAUUUUUCUCAAUUACAGGACAUAUUGACCUGAUGAGAGAAGGUUCAUGCUCAUAAGGUGACUAAUGUGUUUGGAGGAAAAUAAAAAGCAUGAGUUUUAGUGAAGAAUGAUUUACUUCAUUAAUUCUUUGUAUGUAUCUUCAGAGAAAAGAGGCUGAAAGCCAGUGAAGUAAAAAGGGGCAAAACACGGUGAGCACACAAAGCACUCCAGCGAUGAUUUUCUGCCCCUCCACUGUUAUGUAAGGUACAACCAAUAGAAAACCACCUUCUUCUUCCCACUAAUCUAAAUGAGAUUCAUAUAAUAGAAGGACCACAGCAAGCAAAGGGCACUCAGGAGAGUUGUAGUAGAAGAAUUAAAUUGUUUCUAACUACAGGACAUAAAUAUUAUCUUAAGUACAUGAGGGUGGUGGGGGUGGAAGCACCACCACUUUGCAGCUUUUUAGGUGUACCUUUCCUUCUGACAGAUGUAGGACAAUUAUUAGGACAUUAUGUGAGCGAUGUAAUGCGCUGCUUAGAAGCACUUAAGUCCAUACAAAAGAAUGUAAUUUCCCAUGUUUUAUCUUUUUACUAAGAAAUGGAAGCCCUUUGCCAUCUAGCUCAAAGAAUUUUUUUGAAAUGUUCUGAAAUUUAGUUAAACUCAGCGUCUAGCAGCAUAAAAAGCUCUUGACAGAAAGAUUGUUGAGCUGUUUCUGAAGAGCUUCCAGAAAAUAGGUCCAACAGGAAAGCUUAGGUACAAAUCAAAUUUUGUUACAGACCCAUAAAACGCAAGCCCUUUUCUACAAGUGGAACCUACAGGUUUCAUUACAAGUUUGCUCUUACCACGUUAAAACUUUCCAACUUUAAAAAGCUCUUCUGAAAAUUAUCAGGCCCUUAGAAACUAGUAAGGGCCAAAAUUAUUAUGGGGGAUUUUGGUGCACUGAACAUACCUGCUAGAUUUCAAUCACCUUUUCUAAUGAAACAGUGCUUGAAAGAGGUUCAGGGUGGCCCCAGCAACGCUUCUGUACUCGUGAGUCAAACCCAUUGCACAGGUUUGGGCCUGGGCCAGUGUGCCUCAGGUGCUCCAGAUAGAAGUGCUCAGAAAGGGUAGGCUCUGGCAGCCAGAUUCCCUCGAGUCUGUAAUGCAAAAUGCAACCAUCUGAUUUCCUGUAGAAUCCCUCACUGGUACCAGCCCAGUCCAACAGCACCAGUGCUUAGCACAUGCAGUUGUGGCACACGUGUGGCAUUCUCUGGUUUGGAAGGCAUUUCUGCACUGGGGUUUCUCCCCAGCGUGCCAACAGGCUGCUGAUGCACAGAAGAGAAAAGCUAUGCAGAUAACACAGAUUUUGGUGGUGUCAGCCCUAUCAGCCACUUUACAGAAGGCCCUCGUGGAUUGUUUUUCCUUCCCACUGGGCCACCGCAGCUGAAAGAUUUUGAAGUUUUCAAACUGAGUUAAGGUUUUCGUAUCUAGAAAGAGAAAAAAAGGUAUUAAAAGCAGGAUGUUAAAAUGUUUUUAUGCCCCACAAAUGAGAUUAAAAUCUAGAUCCUCUAAAUGAAGAUUUCAUACCAUCUAAGAGGUAAAAUUUUGUAUAACUCACAAUAAUAAGUGAUAAUAAGAGAAAAUCUUAGGCUGGUUAAAAUAAUGCAUAUGUAUGCAUUGUCAUUAAGUAAAGAUUUUACCUACCUUUGCGUUUGUAAGUGUCAGUGGUUCAGCCACCAGUCAAAUGGGGAAUAAAAGGACUAUUGAUAACGUGUAUCUUUGGAAUACAAGGAACAAAGACAGGAGUAGCUGAGAUUGAGUGAUGGAAGAAGAAGAAAAAAACCCACAUGAUCUGCAGUUGUGUCUAACCUAAUCUACAGCACAGGUCAAUUAGUUUUGUAUAAACUUGGUUUUCAUGAAGAAAACCAAAACCUCCCCAAUGAUUAAUGAGAAAGCUGUAAAUGAGAUAAGGCUGUUGUUAUACUGCAUAGUGAUCUCACCAGCUUUUGCAAUCUGGGGUUUCAAUUUCUGUUAAAGUUUUCAUCAAAUUAGACACAGAGGGCACACUUAGUCCUUCCAAAUGAAUUCUCCUCAGGAAGGAAAAACUCAAGUAGUCACAAUUUUAUUUUCGGGUACCAGACAGGCUACCAGCCGUAAUUUAUUGCCUUAUAUUUUAAGUCACUAAUCUGAGUCCAUAAAGUAUGCCUGUUCCCCUCCUGAUGUCACCAUGACCCCCAUGGCCCACAAAAAUCUGUAAUUAAAUUUGAAUUAAAACCCUGCAAAUCUAAAAAAAAGCCACCCCAAAACACAAAACAAAAACACACAGCAAGCUUCACGCCAUAAAUAUGUAUUCAGAUUACUUUGAUUGGUGCAAACUGUUGCUCUUUGUUUCUAUAAUCCAUCCAAUAUUUUAGGUACAUAAACUUUUAAGUGCAGACCAUAAGCUUGACGUGGAUGUAAAAUAUAUUCUGCUUAUAUUUGAAUUCAAGAUUGUAUAUGUCAUGUUUAUUGUAAAGCAUUUUAUAUAUACAUAGUCACAUAUCUUCUACAACUCUAUGGGCCAAACGCUGGUCCCCCCAACUUCACUGGGACCAAGAAUCAGCCCCCAUAUGUGCGUAUAUAUGCCAUAUGCAUCAUUCUGAAAGGAAGCACUAGAUUGUGUGAAAAUGCUGUGACUGCUAUGCAGUGAUGCCAAGAGACUUAACUGUAUCUUUUUUAACAUACUGCUGUAAGUAUUCAUCAUGUCAAAGAAUGACAGCUAAUAAAAAAAAAAAAAAGUGAAGUGUUCCAAGUUCUUGGGUAAAGCCAGUUGAUUGAACAAAGGAUCUCCUUUGUUUGCAGAAGACAUUCUGGUUUGACAAAGCAGCAAAAGUCCCACUGCAUCCAUUCUCUCACUGCCUCUCCUUUCUACCAACAGAAUAAUCACUUUCCUAGUGUGGUGUUUCUGAGCAGAACUUUUCUCUAAAUUUCCCCUUAGACUUGCUGUAUGAAUAUAAAUGGAGUUCCCAGCAAGGAAAACAUUUCCAUGUAAUUUUCCUAAGCAUGUAGCAGAAGGAUUUUCAAACCCCAGAGAAAAUGCUUCCCUGGUUAAGUAUUUAAAGGAGAGUUUUCCUUAAACUAUUGUUUCAGUUCCAAUAAUGAGUUCUUCUUAGGAUCAUUGGUCAGUUUUCAUUUCCAUUUUCUCAUUUCUGUUUCAGACCAUGUUCUUUAUAUGUGCAACAUGACAGAAGCUUUUGAAGUUUAAUUGAAAAUACGAGAAGUACUAAUGUUCUACACUGAUAAGUAUUUCUAAAUGAGAAAUACUUAUCAUCACUGAUGGUAUCACUGCAGGGACUUUUCUUGUCUCUGACACAUUUCUAAAGCCAGAAUUCAUUUGUACCUCAAAGUGCUCAGCAACAAUACUCACAUAGUUCGUGCCAUGCAAAUACUACAAUUGAACAAAAUAUAGGAGCUGGAAAUAUGUUUUGUUUCAGUGCUAUUUAGCCAACAUGUUAAAUUUAAACUUUUCUAAAAAAAAAAAUCCACCCUUCAGAAUCACAGUGUUUUCCUCUGUCCCUCAGAUGCAAGCAGAACUACAAAAUCAAUUUUAGAAUGAAGCCCCUUAGAGAUCUGUCCUAUAUAGGGUUGGAGUUGUGAUGAUUUCUCCAGGACUCUUCUACACAGUCACCAUUGGAAAACCACUCUGUUUUCCAUAGCAGAUUUAACAGAGUUAUUUUCAAGUACAGCCAAAUCAAUACAUCUUCCCACUCUGCACAGGCACUGUCUGGAUGGAUGCUGAUGUUUCAAGCAUCAUGACAAAAAAUGCAGACCAGCAAGCUGAAAUGCAUCAAUGAACAACAAAAGAAAAAUUAAUUAUAUGGCAGUAUUUUUGUCCUGGCCAAAUACUUAAUUAUGGUUUAAAGUUCAGGUGGAAAAUCUUGGAAAUAUAUCUAUUCAACAAGAGAAGAAACAAUGUAAUAUGUAUGUGACAGACACUCUUUUUAGCUAAAGGUGAGGAAGGCAGGGUCUCUCCAAUGUCCAAUCCUCUUCUAGAUAAAAUGAGUGCUAUUAAAAAAUGUCUGGUUUUACCAACAAAGCAGGUUUGUGGUGUCCCCAGUCCUACACCUCUCAAUCUUUCACUGAUGUUGUGUACAAUAGAGUCUCAAAGAGCUGUUUAAGGACUGACAGCAAAUGAAUCGCAGGUUAGAGAAGAGUUUAGAGUCGCUCUACCAGUAAAACCAGUGGAUCAUCUCACUGCAUCCUCGGCUAGUUUGGCCCUUAGGCAGAGUUGAACAUCAUGCAACACCUUAAUCCAUGACAAUUGGAUUUUGUUACCACCAGCAGCACUUCCUAAAAGCUACCUUGGCCAUGCAGACCCAACACACAAGGAAGUAUUGCAAUAGCAGAUGAAUUUUGUGUCGGAUUUUAUAGUAGUACAAUUUAGAGAGAAGAUUUGAAUCCUGUUCCCUACAGAACUCUAAAUAUAUUGUACCACUAGAUUAGGAAGGGGAUCUGGGUGUUUUAAGAAGUUGUAACUAAAAUGGAGUAUUAGAAUUCAUACAAACAGAGGAGUUGUCCUAUUAUUUCCAGCACUCCUACCACUUGGAGAUAAAUUCAAUUUGUAUACCAAUCAUCCCUCUCUAGAAAGUGCAAGUACACGAGUGGGAAGUGCAAAGGGUGGCAAAAAGAAAUUUGAAUCACGAAAAGCCUCCAGGAGGGAGAGAGAGAAGAAAAAAUACUGUAGCUUCAUUAGUAUCACCUAUAAAAAAUCAGAACAUUUGAGCAGACUGAGAGCUUCUGCAUUCCCCAAAUCCAAACACAGGUAAACAAAGUGCAGCAGUCUAUAUGGAUGGAAGUUGCUGCUAUAAGAGUAUAUUAACCUUUAACCACAUAGAAAAGCUUAAAAUAUUGAACAUUUACAUGAAGCAAAAAGGGAAUUCCUGGUUACAAAUAAGUAUUACUAAAACCGUAAUCCUGAAGAAAAUACACUUUAAUACUUAAAUCCACCAUUAGUUUAAAAUGAUGCUUUCCUGACCUACUCAUGCUGCUCAGCAGCUGUUACAUUCCAAAUCCAGAUUUUCCAUUUGUAUCUGUAGAGGAUUCCUGUAAGCUUAGCUCAUGCAUAAGCAUAUUUAUGAAAGAAAUACAGCUACCAAAAAGAAAAAUCUGGUGCUACACUUACACAUGUAUUUGAUGCCCAGCCUCAUUGCUAUAACCAGACCUACCAACACCUGCAGACAGUCUCAGGGGCUAGUCCAUGUUAGGCAAUCAAAAUGCAAAGAAAAUGGAAAGUACUGGAACAUGUGGUAGAUUCAAGGGCAGAUUGAGAAACUAUUGUCCCAAAGAUCACUUUGUAUCUGCCAUGCUUUGUCUUGGGUAAAUAUAUUUCAGGCCAACUUCUAGAAGGAGGAGAAAAAGUAGAUAUGUUAGUAUCCUGAGCUGAGAGACGAAAACAUGAGUGGAAUUACUUUGUUUAAAAAAAUGUACUGUUUUGCUGGGAUGAGGUUCUGUGUAGACAAUAAGUAGUACCAUUGCCCUCUGUGGUACCUUUGCACAGCACAUUUAUUUCCCUCAAGGCAUCAGGAAAGUUACUGCCACCAGCUCCACCAUUUCUGCAUGGACCAUUAAGAUGUGGCCCCUUGCACUUUGGUGCUUUGAAGUCUCUUUUAUCAGUGCUAGUGCUGAAUUAAUAAGCAGAGAGAUGUUCUUGGUAACUGCCCCUGCUCCCACAUGAAAAGAAAAUCUUCCUCAACAAUGCCACUGCCUGAAGACUUCCUGUAUAAAGGCAGAUAUUAAACAAAUCAAGAAACCUAAAUAAGAUUUGGAAUGGGUACAUCAGCCACUCAAAAUGGCUAAGUGACAUUGGCUUUAGGUACGUAAAGGCAUGUACUAAAGUUUCAACAGAGCAAAUACACUUCCUUCAUUUAACUCCAUUAUAGUUAAUGAUAAUACAGAAAUUAUGUUACUGAUGGGAUUCUUGCAUUAAUGUGAAAAAACUUGGAUAGAAGCUGUGCAGUUGAUUUCCUUUUGCACUUGAUCCUCACAAAUCCUCUGUGCUUGGUCUAUCAGGAGUCCUGUCUGGAGACAAAUAAAAUUGGUUAUCAAGCCUCAUUUUUACCUUCUUAGAGGUCUUGCCCUCAUCUCCUCCCCUCCAUACCUAAUUAUGGUCAGCUUCUUCAAAACACCCAACUAAUCACAAGCAACACAAAAAGUAAUUUGAUUUGGGGAAUGAUGGUACCUAUUAUGAUUACAAUCAUAAUUGGAAUUCAUAGGUUACAUUCUUUUAAAGAGCAAUGUGACUUCCCCCUUCCUCUCAAGAGAAGCAGGGAAUUCUUUCUUCUCUGAGAUGCUCUGGAUUUAGCUGGGAAGAUAGAAAGAUCAGAAACUGCAGGAUAUCUCAUGCAAGAGAGCCAUAGCAAGAAGCUCACAGCUCACUCAGAAUGCAGCAAGUAAAUAAAAUUCUUGUGAGCCUUCACUGUCAGCCAGACAUGAGAGGGGUCUAAGAGACUUUGCUACAACUCAGAAAGGUAUUGAGUCAAGUGGAAGCAAAGAUUUGCAUGCAAGGUUACAUACAACCCUUUUUAUUUUCUGUCUUCCGGGUUAAUUCCUGUGUUCUCCCUAGAUAAAACUGUGGAUGUUUUAUUGUAAUAAAGCCUGGCUUUUUGAUUUCAAGAGAAA